GAGAGAGAGAGAGAGAGAGAGAGAGAGAGUCAGGAAGAUUUACGCGUUAUAUGUUGAUUAAUCAGGUAAUGAGGAUGGAAACACGUGGCGGUAGUGGUGGUGGAGGUGGUUGUCAAGGCAACGAGAUGACGCCUGGCUAGCUGGGCGUGCCUUCCCCUCCCUCGCUCGCAUGAAGGAAGCGUCUUGUUGUUGUGGUCGUUAAGACCAUGUAUCCGGACCUGUCGACCUGAUUUGCCACUCCCAAAGCCGAGAAUAAUUCGAAGGGCGGAUAACACCAGACUGUGUUGCCUGCAGAAGACUGUAGACUGACGAUCUUCGGCAGGCGGCUGUGCAAGUGGUGAACGUUGUGUCAGAAUGAAUGACCCACCGGAUAUAAAGAUUGGUUUCGCCAAAGACAAGUGGCAGAAGACCAAGGCCACUAGUGACAUGAUUUCUAAGAAUGAUGAAGAAAUUAUCAGGGCAGUUCUGGCUAAGUUCCAUGUCCCUAAGAAGGUGGUGGAGCCUAGUCCCUACGUGCCGCCCCCAGAGCAGGAACUCUUUGAACACAGUGGCCGCUCUGUUCGCCAGCAGCACAAGGAUCUUGCUAAGAGUGGUAAGGACCCCCUGGCAGUGUCAAAAGUGAGGAAGGGGACUCAAGGCAGACCGAGGGACACUGAGCAGCUUGGGCCGCCACGCCGCCGACAUGUUGGGGGCCCCAGCCUGCAGCCCCUCACAGCCAGGGAGUACCUGAGCACAGCGCGCACCACAGCCCGUGAUAAGAACCUAGCACGUGUUGCUGAUGUGGAGUCCCAGCGCCUACAGGAGGAGCUGCAGCAGGAGAGGGCUGUCAAUGCUGACCUGGAGACUCAGCUCAAUUAUCAUGAGGCAGCUCUUCAAGAAUUCCUUCAGUACCACUACAAAGAAGUAACCGAGACCAUGACAAGAGGUGACAUUGCCAAACACAAAAUGUCAGAGCAGGACAUACGUAUUGACUAUUACUCCGGUCUGUUGGCUGAGGCUAAGACUGUGCAGGAGGAGGAAGAGGAGAGGUUACAGGAGCUGACAGCCUUUCAGCAGUUCUUAGCAGCUGUCACUCCAUCACAGUCUUUAAAAGACCUGAAAAGAAAGAUUCAUGAAAUCCAUGAGAAAGUCAAGGAGUCAUCAUCCUACAUAGCAGGCAGACCUCUAGAGGGAUCUGAUAUUGCUGAUCUGGCCCGAGCUGUCACUGUUGCAACAACAGACAAUUCUCAGGCUGUUUCACCCAGAGGUGAGGGAGGUCCUGGUGGCACACUUGGAACCGACCUUUCCCUUCUCCGCAUGCUGAGGACGGAUGUGCCCCAGAGCAGGUCCUCCUCGAGGUUGGGCAACAGACAGGCAUUACUGCAGGUUGUGGAGAGCUCAGAUGACCAGGUGGCAGUUAUCAAGGAAGACAGUGAAGCCUGUGACCAUGGAGCUUUUGAUGAGUUCUUGGGUGAUGAUGAACACUUGGUUAAUCUGGCCAGUGUGUAUGAGUCUCAGUGCCAUGCCCUUCUUGCCCUCCUCACCAGAAUACAGAACCAAACAGAGGCUUUGAACAAAGAAGUAGACAGUCGGCAGACAAAGCUAAACAGUCGCCUUCAGGAAAUAGAGCAGCUGCAGGAAAAAGCCCGAGGGGGAGGCCACGGACAGCUGCAGGACCUCCAGACACUGAUUAGGGAAUGGCCUAGAUUGUCAGGAGAUGCUGAGGCACAGGCACAGCUGGAUCAACUUGUGGCUCAGAUUGCAGAAGUAGUGAGUGAUGUGUUUGGGUCCAGCAAGUACUCUCCUUUGGUCCCCCAAGCAAUGCCUGAGGUACCCCCACUCAGGAAAUUGGCCCCUGAAAAUGCAGCAAAGAUCAAAGGAGGAGGGUCAGAGGACAGAUCUAGUACAGACAAGGAGAGCCAAGUUAACAUGAAGCUGAGUGAGCCGACAGUCAGUGCUGGGAUGGGGCAGGAGGCUCUGCUGGCACUCCUGGAGGCCAGAGUGACAGACCUUUGUGCUCAGCUAGACAACAUUGAUCCCAGCCUGAGGAAUGCCAUUUUCUUGAACUGCGAACAGUCCCGCCAAGCUCGCCUCAAGGAAGAAAAGCGACAGGAGGCUGAGAUGCGGAGAGCUGAGAGGAAGCAGCGGCACCUGGAACGAGCCAUGGCUGAGCCUCCUGCCCGGCCACUGUGAGGGUUGGUGUCUC
Portunus trituberculatus (swimming crab) is the source of this 2185-nucleotide messenger RNA. RefSeq lists its product as uncharacterized. The record is from RefSeq and is a predicted model, not a curated record. Lineage: Eukaryota; Metazoa; Arthropoda; Malacostraca; Decapoda; Portunidae.